This is a messenger RNA of Pneumocystis carinii B80, 2514 nucleotides long. RefSeq lists its product as hypothetical. The coding region runs from base 47 to 2470 and encodes 807 amino acids. Gene Ontology annotation, molecular function: calcium ion binding. The record is from RefSeq and is a predicted model, not a curated record. The transcript is spliced from 6 exons. Lineage: Eukaryota; Fungi; Ascomycota; Pneumocystomycetes; Pneumocystales; Pneumocystaceae.
GAAAAUAUAAAAUUGAAGGGUUAGAAAAGGAGUAGAGGAGAGAAGAAUGCUCAGUACUAUUGAAAGGAUUAAGAAGAAGGCGAAUCUUUUGAUGGUAGAUCUGUCUUUUUCUCAAAAUGAGAAAUUUAGAAAUAUGUUUCGAUUACCAGAGGAAGAACAAUUGCAGUAUGAGUUAGUAGGAGAAAUAUCAGUUCUUGAUACGGGGAAUAAAAAUAAGUAUCAAGGGAAGAUAUAUGGAUCAACAUCAUAUCUUUGUUUUAUGAGCAAAGAUAAGAAAUCAUGUAGUUUUGCGUUUCCUUUUUCUACAAUUAGGAAACUUGAAAGAAUAAGAACGGAAGACUAUAUAUUGAUUUUGACGAUUUUUACAUGGCAUAUGAUGAAGGUUGUUAUUUCAUUUGCAGGAAUUCAUCAUAGUUCAGAAGCAUUUUGUAACUACCUUAAAGAAAGAUUGAAAUCGAGUAUAAUUUCUAUAAAAACGCUUAAACCAUUUCUUUUAUCAUGUUUUUCUGAACACAUGCUUAUGGAUAAAAAAAUGCAUCAAAAUUCUCCAUUAUUUACAGGACUUGGAUCUAAUCCCAACUUUGGAUACCCAGGAAACCAUAAAAAGCAUAGAGAUGCGAAUAAAAUGCGCCUUUGGAAAGAAUACUUGCAAUUAUAUGGUAGAAAUUUAACACUUAUACGUUUUCCAGAUUUUUAUAAACUUAUUCAAAUUGGCUUGCCGAAUCACCUUAGAGGAGAAAUAUGGGAGCUAUGUUCAGGGAGUAUGUUAAUGAGAUGGCUUCAUGUCAACGAAUACGAAAAGCUACAGGAAAAAUAUCAAGGACAAACGAAUCCUAGUAUGGAAGAGAUAGAAAAAGAUUUAAAUAGAAGUCUUCCCGAGUAUCCUGCUUAUCAAACGGAUGAAGGAAAAGAUGCUUUACGUAGAGUUCUUACAACAUAUUCCUGGAAAAAUCCAGAAUUGGGAUAUUGCCAAGCAAUGAAUAUUAUAGUUGCUACACUUUUAAUUUAUACUACAGAGGAACAGGCUUAUUGGCUCCUAAAUGCACUCUGUGACAAAUUAUUACCAGGAUAUUAUAGUACAACUAUGUAUGGAACAUUAUUGGAUCAGCGUGUUUUUGAAUCGCUUCUGGAAAAAACUAUGCCUAUUUUAUGGGCGCAUUUUUCAAAGUCAAACGUUCAACUUAGUUUAAUAAGUUUACCUUGGUUUCUUUCUUUAUAUAUAAAUUGUAUACCUUUACCUUUCGUACUUCGUAUUUUAGAUUGUUUUUUUCUUGAGGGUCCAAAAAUAUUAUUUCAGAUUGGUUUAGCCAUUCUUAGAUUAAAUGGGGAAAAACUUUUAACUGUCAAUGAUGAUGGUUCAUUUAUUUCUAUCUUAAAAAAAUAUUUUCAUACUUUAGACAAAUCUGCAUAUCCUAAUUCGUCAAAUCUAAAGUAUAAAAAUAUCAUACGUUUUCAAGAAUUGAUGAUAUGUGCAUUAAAAGAAUUUAAUAUUAUAACAGUAGAAUUAAUUAACAAACAACGACAAAAGUAUAAAAAUGAAGUAUUAAAUAAUAUUGAAGGGUUUGCAAAAAGAACCCAGUUACGAAACUUGCAUAGCACUGGACAUUUAACCUCAACCGAGAUUAGCAUCAUUUAUGAUAGAUUUUAUUUUGCAUUGUUUCAAAGAAGAAUUGGUCUGGGCCCCGCAAAGGCAUAUAUGGAUUAUAAUGCAUUUAAAAUAUUUAUAUCUGGAAUUACCAAUUGGCCACAAAAAGACAAAGUAGUCGAUUUAUCAGAUACGGAAAAACACGGUAUGGCAGAAUCUAAUCAUGUUUAUGAAACUUUUAUAAAAUCUUUAUUUUUAAAAUGGGACAAAUCUUCAUCAGGACAAGCAAAUUUACAAGAUAUUAUAUCAGGGAUUGCAGAAUUCAAAUUUCUUGAUUUAAUGCAUGCAAUAGCGUAUUUUUUUGAAUUAUAUGAUUCAGAUAAUGAUGGGAGAAUAACGAAAGAUGAAAUUUUAAAAAUGAGUGAAUGUUUUUUGUUUUUUAUGCAAAAAGAAAAUGAUGACACUUAUUUAAAAAGCAUUAGUAAUUUUAUAAAGAAUUGUUAUGAAUACGCAGAAAAAAAUGACAUGUCUAUUGAAAAUACUUUAAUGCUUAAUUCAAGUAAAUCAGAUGCUUCUAAUAAUUCGGAGUUAAAUCCUACGGAAAAAUUAUAUAUUACUCUUCCAAUAUUUAGGAUGGUAAUACUAGUUGAUGAAUUAUUGGAAAGUUUCUUCGCUGUUAAAUUUUCUUCUUUAUUAAUAAUAACUCAAAUGAAUAAAAAUGAUAUCAAGUCAAGUAGUAUUCGUAGUCUAAUUGAUUCUCUUAUAAUAGAUGGUAUGCGGGUAGCUAAUGAAGUAAAAAAAUGCAUGGAAGAUGCUCAAAAAGAGUUAGACGAUGAUAUAAGAUUUUAUAACUCUCAUUUAUUAUCUCACCAGAAAAAAGGGUAGAUGUAGAAACAUUCAAGGCAAAAGAUCCAUUAUAAUAUUUAAUU